Messenger RNA from Prorocentrum cordatum, 1502 nucleotides. NCBI's taxonomy places the organism in Eukaryota, Dinophyceae, Prorocentrales, Prorocentraceae. The record is from the annotation of a GenBank genome assembly.
CGACGGCUGCGUCCCCGCCGCGGCCAGCGCCGGCGCCAGUGGAGGGCUCCGACGUCAAGGUGCUCGUCCAGGUCUACGCGGUCGGGGCCGACGGCGAGAUGGUCGUCGACUUCAAGACGGGCAUGGGCAGGCCGCUCGGCAAGCUGAUGGCGGCGUGGUGCAGGCACUGCGGCGUGCCGGAGGGCGAGGCGCGCUUCGAGCUCGCGGGCCGCGCCGAGAGGCUGCGGCCGAGCGACACGCUGCAGGGCCUCGGCGUCGGCGCGGCGGGGCAGCCCGUGCGGAUCGACGCGGUCCCCGACGGCGCCGACGGCCCGGCCGACGACCCGACCGCCGAGCUGGCGGCCGAGCAGGCGGCCCGCCGCGAGCCCGGCGGCGCAGAGCAGGCCCCGGCGCUGCUUCCGCCGGCGGCGAUUCCGGCCGAGGCCGCCGUCGGCUCGCCGCCCCCCGGCAGCGAGCCGCAGGGGCGGCGGCCGCCCGAGCAGGCCAGCGGUGCCACCGGCGGCGGCCCCGCCGACAGCGGCGGGGCUGCCAGCGGCGGCGGCGCGGCUCCGCCGCCCACCGGGGUGGGCGGGGGCGGCGCGCUGGGCGCCGCCGCGGCGCCGGGCCCCGGGAAGGUGACCGUGCAGGUUGUCGCCACGGCCGCCGACGGGGAGCUCGCCCAGCUGGACUUCAGGAUGAGGCCAGAGGCCACGUUCUCGAAAUUGAUGGUCGCGUGGUGCAGAGAGAACCAGGUGGACGUCGGUGCCGCCGCCUUCUUCCUGGAAGAGUCUCGCCGGGAGCUGGCCCCGGAGGACUCGCCCGCGUCCAUCGGCUGCGGCCUCGACGCGGGAGUCCUGCGGCUCCGCGCGGAGCCCCGGGGCGGCCCUGGGGCGGAGGGCUUCGCCGAGCAGGCGCCGUCGCCGGAGGCGCCGCAGCCAGGGGCGCCCGACCUUCGAGAGGCCGCGGCGGGGCCCGCCGUGAAGGUCGAGGGCGAGAAGGUCCUCGUGCAGGUGGUGGCCGAGAGCGAGGACGGGCAGCUCGUGGUGGACUUCACCGUCAAGCGCGACACCCCGCUCAGGAAGGUCAUGGAGGCGUGGUGCAACCACAACGGGCUGGACGUGGGCGCCGCGCUCUUCCGGCUGGACGACGAGGGCGGCGGCGCCGGGCGGGAGGUGCGGCCGGAGGACACGCUGGCCUCGCUGGGCUGCCGGCCCGAGCCCGGGGCCGGCGCCGUCGUGCUGCGGGCACAGCCCAGGGACGAGGACGGCCCCGAGGCCGCCGCCAGCAGCGGCGCGGCGGCCGCCGCCGCCGCGGGCGGGCGCCCCCCCGCGGCCGAGCCGCCAGCGCCCGCGGCGGCGGCGGAGGGCCACGGGCCGCCUCUGGCGGCGGCGGAGGGCCGCGGGCCGCCGGGCCCCGAGGCGCGCCUCGCCGGGCGGUGGGGGGCACGUCAGGGGCGCAAGUUUCCCGUUGGAGUACUUUCGAGGCAGAUGCGGGCGGAAGCAGCCACUCACUCUCACUUUUGA